UGGAGCAGCAGCUGGAGGAGAUGAGCUUGUCCAUCCCAGCCGGGUGCUCCUGGCGCCCAUGCCCAUGGGGUUAUUUCACCCUGCAUUUGCAAAGUCCCUGCUCUGUAAAUGCAGUUUCCUUCUCUGUUUGGUGCAGGGAGAAUUUUCUAGAUGCUUUGAACUGUUUUAAAGUCCUAAUCUUUCUUUUUCAGCAUCUUUACAGCAGAAUAAACUUUACACUGUACCAACUGAGAUGCAGUUUCUGGCAAGUACUGAGGACAAAGAUCUGGCGGAGGAGAAGGAGGUUGCCAGUGAUGUGCUCUCAGACUUAAAGAAGGAGGAAGAAUACAAAACAAAUAUCUGGAAAGGUUUCCUCAUCUCAAUCCCAUACGCAGCCAGCAUCGGCGGGACAGCGACACUGACGGGAACGGCACCAAAUCUCAUCCUCCUAGGACAGCUGAAGAGUUAUUUUCCAGAAUGUGAUGUGGUGAACUUUGGUUCUUGGUUUAUGUUUGCGUUUCCUCUAAUGCUGAUUUUUCUUCUCAUGGGAUGGCUAUGGAUCUCCAUCUUGUAUGGAGGAAUUAACCUCAGGGGCUGGAGAGCAAAAAAGUCAAAUAUAAGGGUGGAUGCAGAAGCCCGAGCCCGAGAAGUGAUAAAGGAGGACUAUCAGAAACUGGGGCCAACCAAGUUUGCAGAACAGGCAAUUUUCUUCUUCUUUUGUGUGUUUGCGAUCAUGCUUUUCUCCAGGGACCCCAAAUUCAUUCCAGGUUGGGCAAGUUUGUUUGCACCAGGGUUCAUCACAGAUGCUGUUACUGGAAUCACCAUAGUGAUCAUAUUGUUCUUCUUCCCUUCACAAAAGCCCUCCUUCAGGUGGUGGUUUGACUUAAAAGCCCCGAACACGGAGACGCAGCCUUUGCUGACUUGGAGGAAGGCCCAGGAGACCGUUCCUUGGAACAUCAUCUUGCUGCUUGGAGGAGGAUUUGCCAUGGCGAAAGGCUGCGAGGAGUCGGGUUUGUCUGUGUGGAUAGGAGGCCGCCUGCACCCCUUGGAGGGCGUCCCCCCGCCAGUGGCCGUCAUCCUUAUCACUAUUGUCAUCGCCUUAUUCACUGAGUUCGCCAGUAACACUGCCACGAUUAUAAUCUUCCUGCCUGUCUUGGCAGAACUGGCCAUUCGUCUGAAAGUAAAUCCUCUCUACUUAAUGAUACCAGGAACUGUAGGAUGCUCCUAUGCAUUCAUGCUGCCAGUCUCAACUCCUCCUAACUCAAUCGCAUUUUCUUCUGGACACUUGAUGGUCAAGGAUAUGGCAAGAACCGGGUUGCUCAUGAAUCUUAUGGGAGUUCUGCUUCUUAGCUUGGCUAUGAACACAUGGGCCAAAAGCAUCUUCCAGUUGGGGACCUUCCCUGCAUGGGCCAACAUCCAUGCAGAAAAUGCCACGUUGCUUACGACAGCUGUAGAAAAUGUCACUUUAAGUGCACUAAAUAAAAUAUGAACAAAGCCA
This is a messenger RNA of Tinamus guttatus (white-throated tinamou), 1477 nucleotides long. The record is from RefSeq and is a predicted model, not a curated record. NCBI's taxonomy places the organism in Eukaryota, Metazoa, Chordata, Aves, Tinamiformes, Tinamidae.